AUGAUUUAUGAGUUCAAGAACAUCCAUGCAAAGAUUGAUGGGAACUAUUCUGACCUCAACAACAAGUACAUGCAACUUGCCUCUCGUCUCAAGGCUUUGGAGAUUCAAGUUGCUUCUAUGCCUUCAUCCUCCAAGCAGCCAAUGGGGUCUCUACCAGGGAAACCAGAAAAGAACCCCAAUGAGUCUUGCAAUGUUGUCUUCUCCACUACUUCUCCAGAGAUUGAGCUGAGUGAUCAUGAGAAAGGGGAGGAUGAGAUUGGAAGACUGGUAUUUGGAACUGAGUUUGGGGAAGUUAAGAGAUUUGUUGUGGCCACAGCUGAAGCACAGAUUGUGAAGGACGCUGCCAGGAAGGUUGAAGCAAUGAAUCUGCAAAAAGCUGAGCACAAGGCUGAGAAACAAGUUGAGAAGAGAGCUGACAACAAGCUGAAAAAGGUUAAGCUAGAGGAAGCCACUGUGGUUGAGCUAUCACCCUAUGAUAAGCUCCCUUUCCCCCAAAGAGUUCUCACCAAAGCUCAGAAGAAGGUGCUCUCCAAGUUCAGGAAAGAUCUUAGUGAUGUUGGGGUCAGGCUUCCAGAAAUCUCGGGUAUGCGUGAAGCUCAUGUCCAGAUGAUGCUCAUCAAUGACAUUCUAGACCACCAAGCUGAAGUAACCGAGCUUUUGGACAUCUCCAUUACGAAGAUUGAUCCACCAAUCCCUCCAAAGUCCCUCCCUAAGCUUGAGUCUCAAGGGAUGUUCACCUUGCCUUGCUACCUUGGUAAGCUCACUUUUAAUGAUGCUCUUGUUGAUUCUGGUGCAAGUGUGAAUGUGAUCUCAAAAGAGAUAAUGAAGAGUCUAGGGAUUGAGAGCAUGGAGCUAAACACAUCUUCCCUACAGUUUGGAGAUUCCUCUUCUACAACUCCUAUUGGUCUCAUCAAGGACUUCCCUUUGAAGAUUGGAGCACGCACCAUUCCUAUAGACCUCACUGUUCUGAAGAUGGCAACUGAGAAGAGAGUCCCAUUGAUCCUUGGCACUCUAUUCCUUACAACAGUAGGAGCUUGCAUAGACUUUGCCAACAAGAAGGUCACACUCGUAAAUGUGAACAAAGAUGUCUCCUAUCCACUACAAUCACCAAAGAUGAUUGCUGAGUAUUGUGGAACAAUCACUUGUGGAGCAUCCUCCAUUGAGAAGACCAAGGCUGAAGGGGUUGGUAUUAAGAAAGAAGGUCUUGCUGGAGAGUCCUCUAAAGAGCUGUGUGAUGAGCACUUGGAAAAUGCUACAAAGGAGGAGGUGAGUAGAGCCACAAAGGCUGCUCAUGGCAAAAAUAAGACGAUGAAAGAACAUUACCCUCCACCUCUUGAUAUAAUGCCACAUACUCUUACUCUUCACCCAAUGAAGUUCAAGGAUGGAGCUAUUGAGUACAAGAUCAAAUGCAAGGGAAAGUCUACACCAUUCUCAAGUGCAAAAACCAUCAUCACUUCACAGCUCCAAGAUGAUCCAAUCAAGCUUCAAGAGCUUCUCUCUCAAGUCCUCACCAUCACUCUUGAAGGUGGGAAAGAUCCUCCUCUUCAUUAG
Messenger RNA from Brassica napus (rape), 1551 nucleotides. RefSeq lists its product as uncharacterized. The record is from RefSeq and is a predicted model, not a curated record. Lineage: Eukaryota; Viridiplantae; Streptophyta; Magnoliopsida; Brassicales; Brassicaceae. The coding region runs from base 1 to 1551 and encodes 516 amino acids. The transcript has a single exon. Gene Ontology annotation, biological process: proteolysis. Gene Ontology annotation, molecular function: aspartic-type endopeptidase activity.